This is a messenger RNA of Diatraea saccharalis (sugarcane borer), 2445 nucleotides long. The record is from the annotation of a GenBank genome assembly. NCBI's taxonomy places the organism in Eukaryota, Metazoa, Arthropoda, Insecta, Lepidoptera, Crambidae.
CCCGAAAUAGUGACACCCGAUGAGAUGAACGAGUCGGGUUAUCAAGAAGGCUCAGAGAAGAGUUACGGGGAGAGGCGCGACUCGAAAGAAGGAUUCGGCGGGGAGGGUGACUCAGAUAGCGGGGUGGAUGGUGUGAGCAGCGGAUGCAGUACGGCGGACGACUGCCCGGUUGUCUCCAUUAAUGAUGUCGUCGCUUACUACGAUGACAUUCGCCCGAGGAGGCGGCAUGCCCCCCAACUCAACUUCUACAAUUUGGACAUCGAACGGAUGGCUUUGGACGCUGCUGCUCAGAGCGAAUCAUCAUACACGUCGUCUGAAGAGGGUUGCGGUGGUGGCGAGAGGCAUGCAGUGCUAAGCUACGAACAAGUUCGACGGCUUAACGAUGUCAUGGACGAAGUGGUGGCCAUACACGGACGCGGCAACUUCCCUACGCUGCAUAUCCGUCUUCGCGAAUUAGUCGCCGGUGUGCGUGCACGUCUCGCUGCCCCACCUAGCUCCGGCGGCGCAGGCGUUGCCGUCCGAGACGUCAGACUCAACGGCGGUGCCGCCAGUCACGUUCUCGCAGAUCGCGCGCAGCCCUACUCCGACAUCGACCUCAUUUUCACCGCUGAACUUCCCACUGCGCGUCACUGCGACCGCGUCAAAGCUGCAGUAUUAGGUCACCUAGCCACCCUCCUCCCUCCCGCUACUCCUCGCCGCCGCGCCACGCCCGCCGGCAUCAAAGAAGCAUACGUCUCCAAAAUGGUCCGCGUCAACUCCGACGGCGACCGCUGGUCCCUCAUCUCACUCGGCAACUCCCGCGGUCACAAAUCCGUCGAACUCAAAUUCGUGGACACGAUGCGGCGCCAGUUCGAGUUUUCCGUCGACUCAUUCCAAAUCGCUCUCGAUUCACUACUGGCAUUCCACGAAUGCGCUCAGCUUCCCAUUGGAGAAAAUUUCUACCCGACUGUUGUGGGGGAAUCUGUGUAUGGUGAUUUCGGGGAGGCAUUACUACAUUUAUCUGAAAAACUAAUUGCGACGCGGCAACCGGAAGAGAUACGUGGAGGUGGGCUGUUGAAGUACUGCGCUCUGCUCGCCAAGGGUUAUCGACCAGCCCGUCCAGACAAAAUCAAAACGCUCGAGCGCUACAUGUGCUCGAGGUUCUUCAUCGAUUUCCCAGAGCUCGGCCAACAGCGUGCCAAGCUCGAGGCCUACCUAAGGAAUCACUUCGUCGGUCGGGACGAGGAAGCGCUAAAACACAGGUACCUGACGCUUCUCCACGGGGUCGUGCGCGAGUCAACAGUAUGCCUGAUGGGACACGAACGACGACAAACUCUCGCAUUAAUCGAGGCCCUGGCGUGCCGCGAACUGUGCGCACGUGCUGCCCUGCUGGUUCCAGGGUAUGUGGUUGGGGUGUGUGCGGCGUGUGCGCCGUGCGCCGCGUGUGCCACGUGCCCGGCGUGCCCAGCGUGCGCGGCCUGCCCAGCCUGCGCCGACUGCUAUCGCCCGGCCCUCUGCCCCGCGUGACCCCGCUAGGCCACCAAUCGAUCGAUGAAUAUAGUGCCAAAUGUAUAUAAUACAGAUAGAGAGAUUUAUGUAAAUGCGGUCUGCGCGGCUGCUCGGGGGGUUCGAAAUCUGAAAAAGUUGGAAAUUUGGCAACCAUCAUGUGUCGCAACUGACCGAAUGCGAGCCUCGCCGAUCGGAACGUGCGAUCGGCCGAGUAUCGUCGUCACCCCGGACGGUCUGCUCUCUGUCAAUUUGUCUUGCUCAGUCUACUCCGAUCAAUUCCGCACGUCAAUUGCCGCGGGGAGGCGCCCCGACUCGGCCCGGUAUGCGCAGCCGCUGACGCCGCGACGAGUGAAGUAAUUUCUAGUCGUACUCCUUUCGUGUUGACAACUUAAUAUGUUAGCAGUACGAAAAUUAUCUUUCACGGUAAACACGCGUUGUUGUAGGGAGUUAAACCGAGUCGAUGGUUUGCCUAUAAAAAAGACUAGUUUGUUAAUUUUAAGCUUUUUAUUAUUAUGAGUAAAUGAUAUAUGUCUCCAUAAAAGUAAAAGCAUGUCUCUCGCGAUCGAUAUCUUAAGAAACUGACGGUUCAGUCGCCAGAUGUCAAAAUAUUAACCGGCGGCCGGCGCACGGCGGCGGUCCGGUCCGCCGAAUCCGAUCGCAGAAUUAUGAUUUGGUAGCGACGUUUAAAAGAAACGAGUCCGACCUUGCCCGAUGGCCUUUUAACGCGAGAAGUUCCGUUCUAUUUUAAAUUAACGUGCAACCGGCAGUCGCGAUACAAGCACGAAGCUGGGAGUUAGUAGCCAGCCGAUCAGAACGCCCGGUUCAUAUCGGGGAUGUAAUUAAAAAAAUACUAUUUUACUACGUGUUUAUUAAAUCUUAAAUGUAUGUAUACACUUCUCCUUUCGGGAUCGCUCUAGUAUUGUAUACGGCUUGGCAUACGAAGUAACAAAUUAAGUU